This is a messenger RNA of Drosophila navojoa, 2645 nucleotides long. It is a transcript of the gene Dyrk3, whose product is annotated as Dual-specificity tyrosine phosphorylation-regulated kinase 3. Lineage: Eukaryota; Metazoa; Arthropoda; Insecta; Diptera; Drosophilidae. Gene Ontology annotation, molecular function: protein serine/threonine/tyrosine kinase activity; ATP binding; protein serine/threonine kinase activity. Gene Ontology annotation, cellular component: nucleus; cytoplasm; cytoskeleton. Gene Ontology annotation, biological process: peptidyl-serine phosphorylation; peptidyl-threonine phosphorylation. The record is from RefSeq and is a predicted model, not a curated record.
AUUUCGAUUCUAAUAUACAACUUAAUAAUAAUAUGGUUGGCACACAGCAACAGACUACAAAAAAUAAUUGUCAAUUGUCGACAACGGACGCUAUUAGAGAUGCGAGCACCUUUACAGGUGACUUGAAGGCACCUGUCAUUGAUAUACAAAUCGGGAAGCCCGUCUCACCCGCAAUGCUGACAAUGACUAUGUCGCAAAGCCAGUCAGCCGCCGGUGGGGUAGGGGGAAAUUCCAGCGUGCAAAGAAAUCUGAGUAGUUUAUCACAUCACUCCUGUACGGCAGUUCCAUUCAAUUUCAAUAGUAGUUACGGAUCGGCAGUAAUAUUUCAGGAUCGUAAACAACAAGCAAAACAACAAGAGCAUCUAUGCAAUUAUAUUGCUGAUAGUUUGGGGCUUGAUGCUUGUGGAGUCCCCAAAUCUAUUCAAGCAAGUUCUCUGCCGAGCGCAGUUGUCACACCGAAAGUGGAAUCAUCGCCAAUAUCGCCACGAAAAGAUUUAUCUUUAAAUGCUGCCACUGUCGACUCACUAGCUUUGGUAUCACAGCAUCAGAAGUCUGUUGUACCUUCGACCAACGAACAUUUCACAUUUCAUGAACAAAUCACAAUGUCGGGUCAGCAGAAGAGCGCAAUGCAGGACAGGCCAAAAGCUUUGGUUGUAUCGCCGCAGCAAGUUAUGAUCCUAUAUAUGCAUAAACUGACGCCAUAUGAACGAACAGAAAUCUUAGCCUAUCCGCAGAUAUAUUUUAUUGGCGCCAACGCGAAAAAACGCCCGGGUAUUUAUGGACCAAACAAUUCAGAUUAUGACAAUGAACAGGGCGCUUAUAUACAUAUUCCUCACGACCACGUUGCCUAUCGCUAUGAAAUGUUAAAAAUAAUCGGCAAAGGUAGUUUUGGUCAAGUAAUUAAAGCCUACGAUCAUAAGACCCAUGAGCAUGUGGCAUUAAAAAUAGUGCGAAACGAGAAGCGUUUUCACCGGCAGGCUCAAGAAGAGAUUCGUAUAUUACAUCAUUUAAGACGCCACGACAAGUACAACACAAUGAAUAUUAUACAUAUGUAUGAUUAUUUUGCGUUCCGGAAUCACACAUGCAUCACAUUCGAGUUGCUGAGCAUUAAUCUUUAUGAAUUGAUUAAAAAAAACGGAUUUAAGGGUUUCAGUUUGCAAUUGGUGCGUAAAUUUGCUCACUCUCUACUCCAAUGCCUGGAUGCACUUUACAAGAAUGAGAUCAUUCAUUGUGAUAUGAAGCCGGAGAAUGUGCUCCUGAAGCAACAAGGUCGAUCUGGUAUUAAGGUUAUCGACUUUGGAUCAUCAUGCUUUGAAAGUCAACGUGUCUACACGUACAUACAGUCAAGAUUUUAUCGCGCGCCAGAAGUAAUUUUGGGCGCAAAAUAUGGUAGAGCGAUUGAUAUGUGGUCUCUUGGUUGCAUUCUUGCGGAGCUACUUUCGGGGCAUGCACUAUUCCCGGGAGAAAAUGAAAGUGAUCAGCUGGCCUGCAUUAUAGAAGUGCUUGGAAUGCCAAGCAAAACAUUAUUGGCAAAUGCAAAGCGAGCAAAGACAUUUUUUAGUCCAAAGGGGUAUCCACGUUACUGUACUGUCCGUACAAUGCCUGAUGGAAUGGUCGUUUUAGUUGGUGGUCAGUCACGACGUGGCAAACCUCGUGGUCCACCAUGCUCUAAGAGCUUGUCAAAGGCAUUAGACGGUUGCAAAGACCCGCUUUUUCUAAACUUUAUUCGUGGCUGUUUGGAAUGGGAUACAGAAAAGAGAUUAACACCUUCUGAAGCCCUUAAGCAUCCAUGGUUGCGUCGUCGUUUGCCCAGACCACCAAGCAGCACCAGCGGUGGGGCGGGAGAUGGGUCCAGCAGCGCUGGGGGCGGACACGUUGGAGGAACUGGUGGUGGAGGAAGUAUUAGUGGUGACCAAUCACCAGUGGCAGGCAUAAAAACGAGCUGUGGCAAUGAAACUGUGUCAACGGAAGGAUCAGCCGCUUCUGAAAGAGACAAUAGCAAUUGCAGUGGGCGAGCUAAUCAUGUUGGAAUUGGCAUUCCUGAUUUCAAAUAUGGCGGCAACCAUCUAUCCCUUUCAGCAUCAUCUCCAGUUUGUGAUACAGCGGUGCCUGUUGAUCUAUUGACCGAUAUUAUAAGCAAAACGAGCGUAAGAUGUUCAGAAUUACCUUCAGAUGACACAUUGGAUAGGCGUGGAUAUCCAUCUUCAUUAUCAAAUCAUAUAUCUGCCAAUAGAUCUGAAUGCUUAUCUACAAUCAAUUCGUUAAAAGGGGCUACCAAGUCCUUGACGCGCUUGUCAGAAGCAACAGGAAUCUCAACACCCAAUUCUUUAUAUGCAAGACAUACAACGCCCAUCCUAUCAGCUAAUUCGACACUUUCUACAAUUAGUUACGACAUGGAUUGCUAUAACGUAUAUGAUGCAAAAACAGUUGAUGGGCCAACCAAUUAUAGGCACUCAAAUGGCAAUUUACUCACACACGCACAAAUGUUCAAAGCACCAUCAAAGAAUAUUUAGCAAAAUAUGGAAUUCGGAAUUAUUGCCCCGCAUCUAUAGGGCGGUGUUUGUUUGUUGUUAGUCAAUAUAAAAUGAACAACACACUGCCAUUACAAGUGAUUUUUAACAAAAUCUGCUGUUUGAUUUUCAAUA